Messenger RNA from Ceutorhynchus assimilis (cabbage seed weevil), 3062 nucleotides. NCBI's taxonomy places the organism in Eukaryota, Metazoa, Arthropoda, Insecta, Coleoptera, Curculionidae. The record is from the annotation of a GenBank genome assembly.
CGCGACUCUCUGGUGGAGCUGCCUGCCGGAGUCGGAUAUAAAGGCGUAACAUUUCGAUAUCCGCGUGGGUCUGCACCGGGUUGUUUCACGAGAAAAAGAUACCUGGUGGUCGUCUUCACGGACUACUACAUACUAAAGAAAUCGUGAAAUGUGAAACUGAAAAAAAAGUGUUGGUGAACGUGCUCAAUAAGUUAUUGUCGAAAAAUAUUUAUUUGCUUUUUUGAAAAUGGUUAGGUUUGGUAAAAACGGCGAGAGUCAAGAAAGGCGCGAACUUUUACAAAGUUUAAAAGAAAUGACAUUGGUUCAGAAUGGGAAGCAUAGCAAUGAUAAUGCAGCAUUCCAACAUGUCCGAGACAACAUCGACAACAUAGAAAGAAAAAACGGCAUCAACGAGACUGAUUUGAUAUUCCUAAAAGGUCUAAUGGAUAGUCCCGUCCUUAAGAGUCUGGUUAAAGUCCAAGACCGUCUAGAAGUAAAACCGCCCACUCUAUCGCCGCCCGAAACUUUAGCUAGCUUAAAUAUCCACAAGGAUAUUUAUAUUAGAUGCAAUCGGUCUUGGAAUAGGGACGCUAGAGAGUUAGCUGAAAUUAUUAAUAAACCACAUUUUAGAGCCCUUCUAGAUAGUCACGACCAAGUGGCCGAUAUCACCGAAAAUCCCAAUCCCAACAGAAAAAAAGAACCACCGAAAUUAUUCCCUAACGGAAUGACAAACGACGCUAUAAGAAUGGUCGGAGUUAGAAAAAAGAAUGGAGAACCUUUAGGACUUACAGUACAAAUAGACGACAAUGAAAACCUGGUGAUAGCCAGAAUAAUGGAAGGUGGCAUGAUCGAAAAGCAGGGACUUUUGCAUGUCGGAGAUGUUAUUUUGGAAGUUAAUGGUAAUCAAGUCAAGACUCCAGAAGAUCUUCAAGUGGAAGUGGCCAAGAGUAAAGAUUCGGUGGCUCUUAAGGUUGGAAACGCCAAUCAAUAUAAUGAAACUCACGCGUCGAUUAUGACUAAUGGGAGUAAUGUGGCGAAUGGAGUUACAAAAAAAUUGACGUGUUACAUGCGUGCCCUUUUUGAAUACAUCCCCGAAGACGACUCUCUACUACCAUGCAAAGAAAUUGGCUUACCUUUUGACAGAGGCGACAUUCUGCAGAUUGUAGAUCAAAGAGAUCCGAAUUGGUGGCAAGCCAAAAAAGUCGGAGCAGACAAUAGGACUGGCCUAAUUCCCUCUUUGGAACUCGAAGAAAGACGGAAGGCCUAUGUAUCUCCUGAAAACGAUUUUGUACAUAAGAUUAGUAUAUGUGGUGCAAGAAUAUCCAGGAAAAAGAAGAAAAUUAUUUAUCAGUCAAAGAGCAAUUGCGAUUUUGAUAAGGCGGAAUUAUUGUUGUACGAGGAAGUCACUAGGAUGCCACCUUUCAAACGGAAAACUUUAGUUUUGAUUGGUACCCAAGGUGUUGGAAGAAGGACUUUGAAAAAUAGACUGAUUAAUAGCGAUCCAGAAAAGUUUGCUGGAGUCAUUCCAUAUACAACCAGGCCACAGAGAGUUCUGGAAGAAAAUGGCCAAACUUAUUGGUUCAACGAUAGGGAACAAAUGGAAGAGGAUAUUAGGAAUAAUAAAUUUUUGGAAUAUGGAGAAUAUAAUGGGCAUUUGUAUGGGACUCAUUUGGAUUCAAUUAGAGAUGUUAUUAAACAAGGCAAAAUGUGUAUACUAGAUUGCAGCCCUAUGUCACUAAAAAUUCUACACAACAGCUCCGAGUUUCUACCGUACGUCAUUUUUAUUGCCGCCCCUGGAAUGGAACAGCUGAAAAGUUUAUACGACAUUUCUAAAAGCAAUUCCAACUUGAGAUAUUCCAGUAAAAACUUAACAUUUGACCGGCAAAGUUCAAUACGCUAUAGUUCUAGAAGAGCGAGAACCUUGGAAUCUUUAGCUUCAUUAUAUGAGGAAGAAGAUCUAAAACGAACUCUUGAGGAUAGCGCCAGCAUGCAACGAACUUACGACAAAUACAUCGAUCAAGUCAUUACAAACAAUGACUUCGACAUGACAUUCAGAGAAAUUAUUGAAGCUUUAGAAGCUCUGACUACUGAACAUCAAUGGGUUCCUGUAAACUGGAUUUAUUAAGAUAUAAUUUGCAUGCAAGGCUGCAAUCAUUGCACUGCCAUAAUAUUUUGGAUGUUAGAUAAAUGAUGAUGGUUUUUUUUAUAAUUUUAAUUCAAUAUUUGAUCUUCAAUACACAUAAGCAGGUCAAUAUUUAAGUAUUUCCCAGUAUUGUACUUAUAAUGUGUAAAGUUGUAUAGAAGCUAUAUAAGUAAGUUUUAUCAUAAGUUAUACAAUAACACGCCUAUACAAAAUGCCUAAUGCAGCUUGAGUAUUUCUUAGCUAUUUCAAGUUAAAUUUUGUUUUAAGAGAUAAAUAUUUAUACACAAUGAUUGGUAUAAUAAAAUCAUCAGCUCAAAUACAAUGGUACAAAAUAGCAACAUCGACCUUAACUAUUAUAUCACCUACACAUUAUAAAUCCAGCUACUUCAUUGAGCAGGCCUUAUUUUUUGAAUAGUAAUAGUUAUUGUAGGAAAGUGUAUAGAUUUUUAUUGUUUUGAGUAUGUCAGAAAAUAUAAGGUAAUCUUAUCGAUCAUACUGUAGUUAGUGUAGUUAUGCAUAAAAUGUGAUUUAUUGAAAAAUAAUCUUUAUUCUAUUUAGAUAUGAUGCACUGAAAUGCAUGUAAAAACUUGUAUGUAUUUAUUUUAAAAAGAAAAUGCUUCAAGCAUUAAAGAUGCUGAGUUGACCGUACUAAUUUUAUUAGAUAGAUAUUGAUAUUAUUCUGAUAAUUAUUAUUAUUAUAGGUUUUUGAACGUAUUUAGAGGAAGUAAAACAAAAAUAAAAGUAGUUGCUUUUAGUGUUAAGUUAUUACCUACCUUAAACAUAAUUAAAAUUAAGUAUAAUAAGGAGAUUAAUUUGAACCGUCCACUAUAAAAACAUCACAUUGUUUUUCUUUUAUCAGAAUUAUAAGUAUAUAAGUGUUUUACUGUUUUUUGUUUUAUUUUUAUUGCUUUAUGUGGAAAUAUAUCAACUUUAGAAAAUA